Molecule: messenger RNA, 892 nt
Organism: Polyodon spathula (Mississippi paddlefish)
Lineage: Eukaryota; Metazoa; Chordata; Actinopteri; Acipenseriformes; Polyodontidae
Gene: ptn
Product: pleiotrophin
Exons: 5
Coding region: 96-578 (160 amino acids)
Molecular function (GO): growth factor activity
Source: RefSeq, a predicted model, not a curated record
UGCAAGUCCCUGGACAGAGCCAGAGAGAGAGAAGGAGAGAAAGAGGAAAGAAAAACAAGGCAACGUUCAUCUACUUCUACCUUCCAAACUUAAAAAUGCAGCGGCAGUGGAUGAUGGGAGGACUCGUGUUGGUCCUGCUGGUUCUCUCAGCAAUGGCAGUGGAUGCUGGAAAGGCAGAGAAACUAGGCAAGAAGGAGCGCAAGUCAGACUGUGGGGAGUGGCAGUGGAGUGUCUGUGUGGCGAAUGUUGGCGACUGUGGCCUGGGAACAAGAGAAGGAACCCGCACAGGGAAUGAGUGCAAGCAAACCAUCAAGACCCAGAGAUGCAAGAUCCCCUGCAACUGGAAGAAGCAGUUUGGAGGUGAAUGCAAGUAUGACUUCCAGGCUUGGGGGGAGUGUGACCUGUCCACUGGCAAAAAGGCCCGCACUGGAACCCUGAAGAGAGCCCUGCUGGACGCUACCUGCCCUGAAACUGUCAGUGUGACCAAGCCCUGUGGAAAAACUGGCAAGACGAAACCACAAGAUUCUAAGAAGCCAAAACAUGAGGGAAAGAAGAAGGACCGGACCCCUGUGGAAUAAUGUAGCCUUGAAGAUGGGGAGGGAGCCUCUGGAUGUCUACUGUAAACCUUUCUCAGUGACCCCCAGUUUGUAACUGGUUUCCUACCUGUGAUAAUGUAUGUCCACUGUUCAGAGAAACUGUUCAGAGAGACUCUUAAAAACAAAACAAAAAAAAAGAAAAAAAUAUAUAGUUUUUUUUUUUUGUUCUUAAAUAGAAAAUUAACGUAUAUUAUGGGGAAAAAAAGACAAGGUAAAAAAAAGGACUUGCCUACCUAACUUGUUGUUGUGUUUUUAUUUGAUUAUUUAAAUGGGUGAAAUGUGUGCUUUUAAAAAUG